AAAUCCAUCACCAUGUCUGACGAGCAUCAGGAGACCUUCGAGUCCGCCGAUGCCGGCGCCUCGGCCACCUUCCCCAUGCAGUGUUCCGCUCUGCGCAAGAACGGUCACGUUGUCAUCAAGGGCCGCCCCUGCAAGAUCGUCGACAUGUCUACCUCCAAGACUGGCAAGCACGGUCACGCCAAGGUUCACCUUGUCGCCCUUGACAUCUUCACCGGCAAGAAGUACGAGGAUCUGUCUCCCUCCACUCACAACAUGGACGUCCCCAACGUCUACCGCCGUGAAUACCAGCUCCUCGACGUCACUGACGAUGGUUUCCUCUCCCUGAUGGACGAGGCCGGUAACACCAAGGACGACGUCAAGCUUCCCGAGGGUGAGGUUGGUGAGCGCAUCGAGAAGAUGUUCAGAGAGGAGGAGAAGGACUGCAACGUCACUAUCCUCACCGCCAUGGGUGAGCAGUGCUGCAUGGAUGUCAAGGAGGCUCCCCAGGCCAAGUAA
This is a messenger RNA of Aspergillus saccharolyticus JOP 1030-1, 495 nucleotides long. Its product is annotated as Eukaryotic translation initiation factor eIF-5A. The transcript has 4 exons. NCBI's taxonomy places the organism in Eukaryota, Fungi, Ascomycota, Eurotiomycetes, Eurotiales, Aspergillaceae. The record is from RefSeq and is a predicted model, not a curated record. Gene Ontology annotation, biological process: positive regulation of translational termination; positive regulation of translational elongation. Bases 13 to 495 code for a protein of 160 amino acids. Gene Ontology annotation, molecular function: ribosome binding; translation elongation factor activity; RNA binding.